Mixia osmundae IAM 14324 is the source of this 1995-nucleotide messenger RNA. RefSeq lists its product as uncharacterized. NCBI's taxonomy places the organism in Eukaryota, Fungi, Basidiomycota, Mixiomycetes, Mixiales, Mixiaceae. The record is from RefSeq and is a predicted model, not a curated record. The coding region runs from base 219 to 1790 and encodes 523 amino acids. The transcript is spliced from 3 exons.
ACUGCGUCUACCAUCCUGGCGCAGGCUCAGUCUCUUCGGCAGCCGGCGUGGCGGACUCUGUCAGAGACCGGCAGGGCGCACCAACUAGCAUAGCCGCCGGGUCGCGGUGCACCGACGCUCUCACGGACCUUGUCCGACGUCAGGCGGUCUAGUCUGCCGGCCAUAGACCCGGUCGUUCGCCGUCACCGCUGCUCACCACUGCCUGAGAGCUGCCGUUGAUGGUCGUGAUCACAUUGUUGCCACGAGAUGGCAUCGUGCCUCAGCCCGAACCUGCGACCGAGCUUGUGUUUGGCGACAAUUUCUUGCCAGCUCAGGCCGGCUCGAGCUCGCGCAAUAUUGUGAGCCCGAGCAAGACAUACCCAUCUACUGGCAAGCUAGGCAAGACUGAUGUCACCGUUCACGGUGUUCUCAAGAUCUCACUCGAAGAGGAUCACAAGCCGCUCAAGCAGGCAACGGCAAUCAUUGUCAGAAUACGGUGCUACGAGUCAGACGGGCAAGGUGUGGGAUCGCUCAGGACGGCCCAGACGAGGGUACUGCACGAGACUGCCACGACGCUCUGGCGUCCUCCCAUGAACAGUGCGGAGGGCCACGUGGGCGUCUUCGAAAAGGCUUUCAAGCUCACCAUGCCUGUUGGCGCUUUGCACGAGACGCGCGACGGACGACCGUGCAGCACUGUCGUCUUCAAAUCGUGGCGUGUCUGGUGGGCUAUCGAAGGAGUCAUCACGCAUCGUCCGCAUGCAAUCUAUGGCUCAGCGCUGAUCAAGUCGCAUCCGCUCGGCCUGGUCAACUACGCGCCACCGGUUACGCGCAAUACUCUCACAUGGUCAUCUAGAUCGAUACGCUCACGACCGAAGGAGCCCAUUGACUACAGUUUCGUCACGGCCGCGCCCUACUUGGGCCAAGGCGAUCCCAUUGCGUUCCGAUGUUCACUGCAGCGAUCGAUGUCUGAUCAUCGCUCCGAUUUCAAGCGUGUCACAAUCGAAAUCACGCGUGAGCUGCUUGUGUCUCGCUCCUUGGAGCGGCAGCCCCGAAAGCGCAGCAUACCUAGCGAGACCGCUCGCCUCGAAACAGAGACCCGGUCUCAGUCUCUGCCGAUAAUCCAUCUCGUCUCGCCCGAUUCGAAGAUCUCACGCGAUGUCUCGACGGUGCUGACAAUCCACAUGGCUGCCGAAGAGAUGGAAUUUGACACGAAUGGUGCCUGGACCGGUCAGAUAGUAGCCAAGAUGCCAACGUCCCGACCGGGUCAUUACUCGAUCGGCGAGACCACGGCAACGGCGCUCGCCAGCGUGCGCUUCUUCGUCAAUAUCUCGCUGCACUUUCGGAGUAGACAGACAGCUACCAUCAAGCUACCACCCCGCGAGAUUUUCGUCGUCUCACCCGCGGCGAGUGUCGCCCCUCCUCUUUUGGCAGGUCCGUCGGCCGAGACUGUGCCGGUGUUGCGACAGUCGCCCGUCAAACGCCGACGACCCUGUGCGACAGCGAGAGAUUCUUGCUGCUCCGACACAGUGAGCUGUCCAAGCACGGUCGAUUUCAGCGGAUUCAGUUUACAAGCUCAUCAGACGACCAACGCGACCCAUCUGUUAGCGCCUGACGAUCAUGCUGCCAGUCCACCUCUGUCAAACUCGAGCACGUCAUCAGACCUCACAUCAUCACCUGCAACGCCCGACUCUGCGCUCUCUUGUGCAUCUGUCUCGCCCAAAGACAUGCGCAGAACGUCAGAAACGCCUUCACUGACGCCCUCAUUCACAUCCGCACUUAGCCGCAAGCUCAAAUUCUUCCGUAGCAGUUGAUGAGAAACACCAUGUUGUUGUACAGUUUGUGUAUGCGUUUCAUGUCCGCUUAGUGGCUCGUAUGACCCAGAGUGGAUCGCUUGAACCCCAGCCUUCCUUUGGUAUCACAGUGACGAUCUCGACGUUGGCAAAUAUCGGGUCACCUUGCGAAUUGGUGGCAAAGUGCAGGUAGUCUGCUACCAUCUGGCAUCGUUCAUCCUCUGAG